AUGUGCCCAUUGGCCAACUUGCUUCAUCAUCCGGUAUUGUGCAUUUGCAGUGGGAUGCCGAUCAUGUUGAAUCUGUCCCGCCGGCAGAUCAUGCCGCAGCGCUCGAGACGGACCAUGGUGGAAUGUCUCGUUGUCCUAGUAUUUUGCAAUGCCCUUCUUUUCGUUCCCUUGUUGUCUGGGCUGAUCCGCAACUGGGUGUGCUGCAAGAUGCUAUCAUUGCUGCCCUCCCACAUGGUGAGCACACUGGAUACUUCUUUGUGCAUGGAUGCCGUAUUCUCAGCAAUGAUCAGCCUUUGCUUGAAUACAACAUCAGCUCCUAUAGCACUGUACGUAUCUGUGUUCGGCUGA
This is a messenger RNA of Effrenium voratum, 348 nucleotides long. The record is from the annotation of a GenBank genome assembly. Lineage: Eukaryota; Dinophyceae; Suessiales; Symbiodiniaceae.